Molecule: messenger RNA, 2130 nt
Organism: Trypanosoma rangeli
Lineage: Eukaryota; Euglenozoa; Kinetoplastea; Trypanosomatida; Trypanosomatidae
Exons: 1
Coding region: 1-2130 (709 amino acids)
Source: RefSeq, a predicted model, not a curated record
AUGGUAGAGGGAUUACCUUUGGUACCGCACGCCAGCACGGGCACACUCCUGCAGGACGCAGUGGAUAAUAUAUUGUCGAGUUCCCACGAUAUUAUUAAAUCCACGCUGCGUCUCAGUGACAGUGGAGUCGACGACGUUUCCUCUCUUGAGGAGCUUGUCGCCACGCAGCUGCCUCGCAAGACCAGCAGAAUGCUCAUGCACGGGAGAUUUGACACCACCACUGACAUUUUUCAAACUUAUCUUGAGGAUUGUCGCGAUGUGCUGCGCAUGGUCGACAACGAACGCUGCUUCUUCCGUGAGAAGGCGCUUAAAAUGCAAAACGCACUAGAGGAGGAAAGCAACGAGGCAAAGCACUUGCGUUUGCAGCUUAUUGAGUCGCAGCGGGAACUUCGUAAGGCUCAGCGGAGUGCCAUAGCUGCUAAAAAAAGGGAGCAUGAGAUGGCGGAGUCCUUGGCUGCCGCCACGGAGGAGCAGAUGCGCCUGCGCCGGCUUGUGCGUGCCAUGCCGAGAUUAAAGGAAGAACUUCUUCUUUUGGUUCCGGAUCGGCGGUUUGAGGAGGCCUUUCGCGACAAGAUGUGUUCGAUCAAGUACAAGCGUUGCUACCAUCGAGCACGCGAGUUGUACGAACAACGAUCAGAGCGUGUGGAGAGGAAUCAAAUGGCAAUGGAAGAUAGCUUUGUGGAGGGGCUGACGUUGGGGGAUUUAGCAACCAGCCUCGGCAGCACCCAGUUUGGCGGAUCUUUCACGCUCACGAGCAUCUCAUCGUUUCCCAGGGCCUCUAACAGUUUGUCGUCACAGCCGUUGCUUGACAGCGGAGUGAAGGAUCUUGUGCAGCUUCCGUUUCAGCUGCCCUUUUCCCAUGUCACGGAAAAGGACGGUUACAUUAAGAAACAGGUUCAAAGAUCAGUGUACAAGGUACCACUACAAAAGUUUCGUGAGGGAAUUGUUCGGUUGAGCCUUUUGAUCAAGCGAACGCAGGACGUUGGGCUUCGUAAUUUGUACGGUGUGAUGCUCGAGUCUUUUCGGGCCGGUGCCUCUGCAUCGCCGUCCUUCCUCGCCGACCCCAGAAAGCCCUUUGAAGCGGCAAUUACGAAAUUACAGGCCUCGCAUCUUCAGUUGUUGUACAAACUUUUGGAGCUGGCAGAUUCCUCUGUGCUUAUGUUGCUGAAAAAUGAGGCUGAGAAUAACAAAAGACCUCCUGUUUCUACACGCGACGUUGGAUGUUGUGUGUACCUCACUGCUCCUAUGGACUUGCAGAUUGCUAGCCUUGAGCCGAAAUUUGAUAUGCGGAGUCGCAGGUCUGCAUCGGAUAUGGCAGAAUUCGUUCUCACCAAUUCCCACGUGAAUGCAAACUACAAGGAGAUGCGUAAAAAGGCCGAAACAACAUUACAACAGUUGUUGGCUUUGCACGGUGCCUUGCAGCGGACUCUACAGACUGUGCAAUCGCAUUGCCACUUGGAUGAAGAGAAAUCGAACGAUUUGUUUGAGGAACUUUUCCUUACGGAAACCGAUGCCGCUUUGGAGGAUCCACGAUAUGAGACAAAAAUAGCUGGGGCUGUUGAGGCAGAUUUGAAGCAGAGUGCUCAGCUUGCUGACUCUUUGUUGCGGGCCACGAAACACGUAUCAGCCCCACAAAAAGAGGAGAAUAAAUCCCCUGAAACUACGGGGGCGACUCUGAGAAAGCGGCAGCUGGAACAUAAAGAAAUCUCCCGGUCACUUUCUCUUCCCCAAGGCGGCAGCGUUGUGUCUCGAAAGUCAAUAGGCUUGUUAACUGCGAAGCGCUCCGCCUCCUCCAAGAAAGGGCCGAGUUCCCCUCAAAGUGUUGGGGGCACCGAGGAUUCAGGCAUCCUUGUCGUGACACGGAGCACCGUGGUGGAAGCGAUGAAGGAGAUACCAAAGGCGCAGCCCAACGCUAUUAUGGGUGGUUCUGGGAACCCGAACUCCGAUGGUCGCCCGAAACGAACUUCUACACUUUCCUUCUCUAAAGCAAAAUUCUCCACUGCACCCGGCCAGCUGUCGGGUUCCCAGAAGUUGGUGCCACACGCCCUUUCCCAGGUACAUCUCCCGCCGUUAGAGCCAUCGCGGGUGAGCAGCAGUGACACCGUACGACGACCAGAGACCACCAGAUAG